Molecule: messenger RNA, 472 nt
Organism: Yamadazyma tenuis ATCC 10573
Lineage: Eukaryota; Fungi; Ascomycota; Pichiomycetes; Serinales; Debaryomycetaceae
Source: RefSeq, a predicted model, not a curated record
AACCACCACUACAAACUAAUAAAUGUCAGGAAAAGAUUACUCUGCUCCCACCGGAGCUCCACCAGAAUGGUCCAAUUCCAAACCAUCAGACAACUACGCACCUCCAAGUCAUCCGCCUUCCGGUCAAAGUGCCGGUGAUAGAGGCUUUGGUGGUAACCAACAGGGAUACGGAGGUCAACAGGGAUAUGGUCAACAAGGAUAUGGUGGUCAACAAGGGUACGGCGGUGGCUACCAACAACAACAGGGAUACCCCCAGCAAGGGUACGGAGGCGGCUACCCCCAACAACCACAAGGAGGAUACUAUCAACAACAACAGCCUAUGUAUGUGCAACAGCAGUCUGGUGGAUCUGGAUCUGGAGGGUGCUUGGCAGCUUGCUUGGGUGCACUUUGUAUUUGUUGUACGUUGGAUGCACUUUUCUAGGUGGUUGGCUUGCUGGCUGAAUUCAUAAUAUAAAAUAUACAUGUUGUAUGA